GAAUCAAACCUGCACAUCACCCUGGACCCUUGUGACCUCAUAUCCCCCUCCUUCCCUGGCAACUUGAGGAUGCAGGAAAUUCCCUGACCUUCUCUGGCAGCUGUCCUGGGCUGCAAGUGGAAUACCAGGUGCGGCAAAGACAGGAUUCUAAACUCUGAUUCUGCUCAUUUUUGUCUGUUUUGAUCAUCUUCUUAGUUCUUUGAGCUUUCAGUCAACAGAGCUGCCAAGCAACUUCAAAUUUUUUUGUCAUAGGUGAAAAUCCUAUAUCUAGGAAGAAGCGGUGCUUUCUGAUUCUUUCCCCACAUUCGGCCAUGUUACUGCAAGUAUCAAGUUUUCAGUAUGUAAAGGAGGUCUAUGUGGACAAGAAGAGACCUAAGAAGCAAGAGAGGAGGGAAGACUUCUGAGAAUAUGAAACCUCUCAAUAAUGUAGAAAAUGUGACUUAAUCUGCCUGGAAUGUAUCCAUUUGUGUAUAUGGAAAUCAAAAUAUGUUUCUACCUUGAUCAUGGAUUAUCUGGUUAAAUUUAGAUUUCUGAGCCCAGGUGAAAUAAAGCCAGCUGUUUGGAAGCCAUCAGCUACUUCCUCUCUGAUUUCAACCUGGGAAAACAACCAUGUGUCCCAGACAGGUAGGAGAGGCAGGGAUGCUGCAGAGAGGCUGCACUGUCUCAUGCAAGAUCGCAACUCCAAAUGGAAAAUAAAUGCACUGCAACCACCACAAUCUGAAGUAAAAGUCAAUGUAUGGGACAUAAAGCCUCCUGAUUUUAGUUAUAAACUGUAUACAUCUUUGAGGCUUGCGGAAAAGCCAUCAAGGACCAUCAUGGAAGAAGGAAGAAGAAAAAUCCCUGAUUUUCCAGGAAAAAUGGUUCACCUUCCCAGCCUAAGGAAUCCUCCCAAGAAGGCCAUAUCUCCUAAAUUUAUAACUACAUUCCCACGUCUGGAUUCACAUAAAGCAAAGUUAAUGUUUGUGGAGAGUGGAAAAUAUCCAAAUGGUGUAUACCUCAAUCCAAAACCACAUGACUUUCGACAGAAUGAACAUAAUUUACCAAAUUUUGUGAUGACUUAUGAAAAGGAUCCUUUUGGAUUAAAAUUUAAGUCACAACACUUAAGUACAGUAAGUGGGUGCCCAUCGCUGAAAAAUGGUCAGCAGAACAGUACAGAAAGAUUUAUCACUUACAAGCCUCGUGAAUGCACCUGGGAUUCAAAGCUAAUUUUACCAAAAGCCCCUUGGCCCGUUAAAUCUGCUUCAUACACAAGACACAGAAGGCGGCGAGAUGCAUACAGUGCGUUUAUGGAUCGUGUGGAAGAAAAGUUUAAUAAGACAUGCAAGAACAAUGGGCAAAAAGUUUAAGAUUUCUUGUUGAACACUUAGAUUAACUCCUUAGAAUUACUACUCAAAUGACUGUUCUCACUACUAUGUACUUUAUCCUACAGAAGCUCUA
Molecule: messenger RNA, 1437 nt
Organism: Odocoileus virginianus texanus
Lineage: Eukaryota; Metazoa; Chordata; Mammalia; Artiodactyla; Cervidae
Source: RefSeq, a predicted model, not a curated record